AUGGGCGACGCUACUCCUGACCCCGAAAAGCACAUAAGAAGACGAAUGCACAGGGCUUGGCUCAAAGGCUUCACCAACGGCAUUUGUGCUACCGCCGCGAUAUCCUGCGUCGUUCUCGUUUCAUGGGGGCCAAUCGAGAAUCACAUAGAAAAGCACUGUCCUCAAGACAAUGCCACAUCUUUACUCAAUACCAGCUUGCGGAGCACUCCUAUUCUUUUUAACAACACUCUUGCAACAAAUGAGACGUCCAUUAGCGUCCAGGAGAAACCUCGACCGCUUCUCAUGAGCAUCAGUAAUACCGGUUUUGAUUCUGGAUGCAUGUGCGAGACCAACGUCGGGGACGGCGAUGUUCUAAUAUCCGCGGGGGCAUCUGAACAGUGGGCAAGAGACAACGUAUUGCCAUGGGUUGCAGCUUGGAUCGCGUGGCAAAUCAUCGAAAAUGCUUAA
Molecule: messenger RNA, 447 nt
Organism: Colletotrichum gloeosporioides
Lineage: Eukaryota; Fungi; Ascomycota; Sordariomycetes; Glomerellales; Glomerellaceae
Exons: 1
Coding region: 1-447 (148 amino acids)
Source: RefSeq, a predicted model, not a curated record